GAAAACCUUAAGACUAGGCCUCUCCCUGGUCCUCACAAACCCGCCCCCUCUCUCCCAAAUCACAAUUUUCUCGUCUCCUUUCUCACUUCCCUUUCGUUCUUUCUUGAUCACCAAUCCUCCACCUAAAAUCCAACAAAACCAUACAUAGCUAGCAACCUCUCUCCGUCGUUCAAAUCACUACUCUCUCAUUCUCUCUCGAUCUCCUCCUUCCAUCACCAAAUCCCUCACACGAAAAACCUUUCUCUCCAUCCUCUACCACCACAGACACGGUAAUAGCCUCCUCCUCCACAUCAUAGGAGCGGCCUGCAACCCAUUCCAAUGAAACCCACACCAAGCACCCAGAACGAAACCCAACGACGCCCUCAAUCUUUCUAGAGUGUUCGAAUUCUAGGCUGCUGUCGUAUCUAUCCUGCAACCUCCUCUACUUUACAUAGCGGUCUCCUCCUUUUGCUUUUGCUGCUUCCAUAAAAAACAAUACAAACAACAACAUGAGCUCUUCUUUUUCUCAUUCCAAUAGAGGGUUCCAGAGUUCCAUAUGAUAUGUGGGCUUUUAUGAGCAGUGUUCGAAUUCUAGGCUGUUGUCGUAUCUAUCCUGCAACCUCCUCUACUUUCCAUAAGCGGUCUCCUCCUUUUGCUUUUGCUGCUUCCAUAAAAAACAAUACAAACAACAACAUGAGCUCUUCUUUUUCUCAUUCCAAUAGAGGAGGAAGAGGUUUGGAGAUGCAAAACGAUAGAGAAGGGUCUAGAGGCCGAGGCCGCGGCAGAGGGGGAUCUAGUAAGGAUAAAAUUGAUGCACUUGGCAGAUUACUGACACGGAUUUUGCGUCACAAGGCUUCAGAGCUGAAUUUGAAUAUGCGGAGUGAUGGGUUUGUCAAAGUUGAGGACUUACUAAAGCUCAAUAUGAAAACAUUUGCUAAUGUUCCGUUAAGAUCACAUACUGAUGAUGAUGUUAAAGAGGCUGUUAGAAAAGAUAAUAAGCAGCGACUUAGCCUCCUGGAAGAAGGUGAGGAGCUUCUGAUACGUGCUAACCAAGGCCACUCGAUAAAGACAGUUGAAUCUGAAAGUCUGUUAAAAGCAAUUCUUUCGCCCGAGGAAAUUACAGUGUGUGUACAUGGGACCUAUAAGAAGAAUCUAGACUCAAUUUUGGAAUCUGGUUUAAAGAGAAUGCAAAGAUUGCAUGUUCACUUCUCCAGUGGUUUGCCAACAGAUGUUGAAGUGAUUAGUGGUAUGAGACGGGAUGUUAAUGUUUUGAUAUUUCUUGAUGUCAGAAAAGCACUUGAAGAGGGAAUGAAGCUUUACAUUUCGGACAAUAGGGUGAUUUUGACUGAAGGUUUUGACGGCACUGUACCUGUCAAGUAUUUUGAACGAAUAGAAUCUUGGCCUGAUAGACGGCCUAUACCCUUCCAGACGACCUAAAUUUGAUUGUAGGUGGUCCUCCUUUUGACCUAUAAAGAUGGUAGUUUACAUUUUAUAAGGCGUAGUUCUUCAGCUGCCAUGGCAUGCAAACUUGGCAUGUAUUCAGCUGACGCUAUUGUAAGUUGGUAUGUUGUAAGGAAGGUGAUGAAAAAAACCAAGCUGAAGCUUUCGCCCUGUUUGGAAUUG
Molecule: messenger RNA, 1602 nt
Organism: Populus euphratica (Euphrates poplar)
Lineage: Eukaryota; Viridiplantae; Streptophyta; Magnoliopsida; Malpighiales; Salicaceae
Product: tRNA 2'-phosphotransferase 1-like
Exons: 10
Coding region: 541-1416 (291 amino acids)
Biological process (GO): tRNA splicing, via endonucleolytic cleavage and ligation
Molecular function (GO): tRNA 2'-phosphotransferase activity
Source: RefSeq, a predicted model, not a curated record